AUGUGUGCAUUAUAUCCUUUUCUUCCAAAUUGGAACUGGCCUUUAGCCGAUCCUAUAGGCCAUGAAGACAACUAUGUCAAUUACUACAGAGAUGAUCAGGGAACUCUAGAUUCAGUCCUCCAUUUUCCCCUGUCUUCCCCGAAUGUGUUCGAGCCCAAGCAUUCUCCAUCUUUCACCACAAAUAACGUUACCAGUAGUGACAGCAAUGGUGGUGUCGGAGCUAGAAAAAGCAUCGCUAAAAAGCUUGACCACAACGCAAGCGAGCGUGAUCGUCGCAGGAAACUUAACACACUGUUUUCUUCUCUCCGUUCACUUCUCCCCACAUCUGAUCACAACAAAAAAUUAAGUAUUCCAGCGACAGUUUCACUCGUUGUGAAAUAUAUUCCCGAAUUGAAGAAAGAAAUGGAGAAGCUGGGCAAAAAGAAGGAAGAGCUUUCAAGAAUAAUUCAAAGGCAAAACAAGAUUGAUGAAGAAACUAAAAAAUCAGAUCAUGGUGAUCAUGAUCAGGGCAGGAUAAUCAACGGCUCAAAACCCUUGGUUUCAGCUAGUUGGGUAAACGAUAAAGAAGUUACAGUACAGAUUUCAACACUCCAUGAGACUCCAUUGUCAAGUAUCUUGCUUUCUUUGGAGGAGGAAUUUGGUCUUCUUCUACUGACUGCUUCUUCUUACCAGUCUUUUGGAGGAAGACUCUUCUGCAACUUACAUCUUGAGAUGGAUAGAAGUUACAAAUUGGAAAGUGAAGUUUUAAGCCAGAAGCUUUUGUCAAUGUACCAGAAGAAUGAAAAUCAAACUAGUAAUUAA
Molecule: messenger RNA, 801 nt
Organism: Carica papaya (papaya)
Lineage: Eukaryota; Viridiplantae; Streptophyta; Magnoliopsida; Brassicales; Caricaceae
Product: transcription factor ORG2-like
Biological process (GO): regulation of transcription by RNA polymerase II
Cellular component (GO): RNA polymerase II transcription regulator complex
Molecular function (GO): protein dimerization activity; DNA-binding transcription factor activity, RNA polymerase II-specific; RNA polymerase II transcription regulatory region sequence-specific DNA binding
Source: RefSeq, a predicted model, not a curated record